Messenger RNA from Hippoglossus stenolepis (Pacific halibut), 1473 nucleotides. RefSeq names its product thymus, brain and testes associated (gene tbata). The transcript is spliced from 9 exons. The record is from RefSeq and is a predicted model, not a curated record. NCBI's taxonomy places the organism in Eukaryota, Metazoa, Chordata, Actinopteri, Pleuronectiformes, Pleuronectidae. Bases 204 to 1187 code for a protein of 327 amino acids.
UGCCAUGCAUGUGAAAAUCUGCCCUCAAUGAACCGGUUUAGAGAUGCCAUUCACUCGCUGUGCAGGGAUGCCAUUGUUUUUUUGUUUGGUUAGAGAGUCUCUUAGAAACGGUGGCAACACAGAGCAGUCAGUACCAGAGGAUUUCAGCCAGAGGCGGCUUUCAGAGAUUUAAUCAAAACCCUCCAGCCACCAUUCGGAGAGAUAUGUCCGUCGUGCAAAGUUCAAGCUCCCGAGGGACAACAGGACAGAGCAGUCCCAGUCAGUCUACUCAGGUGCUGCUCACCAACGAAUUCACCAAGACGCUGACGAGGAGCAGUCCGCGCUUCGGUUCCUUGAGCCAUCACUCGUUCUUCUCACGGCACAACCCUCAUCCAAACAGGGUGAGGCAUAUCCAAGGACUUAAUGGGAGACCUGUCUGCACAGUGAGAGAUGAUUGGUUUGUCACCUCGUCAUUAUUUCCUCAUCCACUUCUCAAGAGCCACGUCCUCAGGAAAGUGGCCGACACUUCCUUUGAUUUCCCACUCAAUCAGAGUCUAAACGGAGUCGGCAGCAACAGAAACAAAUCAGCCCUGUUUUCAGAGGCCUGGAGGGAUGAACUCAAAGAGCUCGCUGCAAAAGUCAGUUUGUCUCCUCAAGCACAGAGGGACAAACGAGAGGAGCCACCAGAAGAAGAAUUUGUCCGUCGGAAGACCCAAUAUUCGGCUGACACCGGGAGAAUCAUGCCUCCGCCCACGAAGUCUUACCAGCGCAGAUCUCACUCCCAGCGCCUGCUCUUUCCUCAGCCCUUCCAUGAUCAGGAACUCACGGUGUUGGAGCUGCUUUGUCAGAUCCUGCAAACGGACUCUCUGUCCACAGUCCAGCAGUGGCUUCUGCUCGCAGGACAAAGAGAGAAAGACCUGGUGAUGGGGAUGAUCAAACAAGCUCUGGACGGCGUCGACCACCAUCACCACCCGAACCUCCAUCAGCUCCAGGCUUUUCAUCCUGGCGCAUCACCGCCUGUGUACGAUGCAAAGUUCGAGCAGCCGUGGAGAACACCGCAAACAACGUGGUCAGGCUCACUCAGGAUGAACCGAACCUUCAGUGAUGACAAACCAGUGAGUAUCGGGGGUGCGGAGGUGCUCGAAGUCAACGCUGGAGCUCAGACUCCUCCUCAAGGUCGUCCCCUUCAGCGCACGGAGAGCGUCUAGACAUCACCUGCUUUUCAUCACAACUGCAUCAUUGUUUCCUGACUCUGAGAAAUGACUGGUUUAUUUGCUCCCACGGCAUCUUCAGGUUUCUUUCAGCCUGUCUGCUUCGUGGAUGACUCCUGAUGCUGUGGGUGUGUGGUUGUACACCAGCUGAUGUUAGGAAAGUGAGACAAGUAGCAAGAUUAGUUUACAAAGUGCAAUCUUUAGUUUGAGGAGAAAUAAAACUUAUAUAAAUAUUUUGUGGACUUAAUAACAUAUUAAAAUAAAGCAAUUUUUAAAGACUGUA